AUGGAGAGUAAAGUGGUAUCGCUGAAGCAGGUUGAAGAGGUUUCGACUAGUAGUGUCAAGACACUGGAGAGCAAGUCUCCUGCACUGUCUUCUUCUUCUUCUUUUUCAGCUGACAUGUGGCCUGCUGCACGUAUUCGCAAGACGUUCAUUGACUUUUUUAAAUCACAGAAGGAACUUCCCCAUACAUUUUACAAAUCGUGUCCCGUUGUGCCACUGGAUGAUCCGACGUUACUUUUCAUUAAUGCUGGUAUGAAUCAAUACAAACCUAUUUUCUUAGGUCAAGUGGAUCCUUUGCAUCCCAUGGCAAAGCUUCAACGAGCGUGUAACUCGCAGAAAUGCAUUCGCGCUGGUGGUAAGCACAAUGAUCUGGACGACGUGGGGAAGGACGUUUAUCACCAUACAUUCUUUGAAAUGUUAGGUAAUUGGAGCUUUGGUAAUUACUUUAAGAAAGAGGCAGUCCACAUGAGCUUUACACUAUUGACGGAAGUUUAUGGCAUUGACAAGAAUCGACUAUACGCGACGUACUUUGGUGGAGACAAGAAACAAGGUCUUCCAUCGGAUGAGGAGACGCAUCUUAUUUGGCUUGAUUACUUGCCUGCAGAAAGAGUGCUACCUUUUGACUGCAAAGAUAACUUUUGGGAAAUGGGAGACGUCGGUCCUUGUGGACCUUGUACGGAGAUCCACUAUGACCGCAUUGGUAACCGGAAUGCUGCUAGUCUAGUAAAUGCCGAUGUGCCUGAUGUAAUUGAGAUCUGGAAUAAUGUGUUUAUCCAGUUUAACCGUGAACAGGAUGGAAAACUCGUGCCAUUACCACACAAACACGUGGAUACAGGUAUGGGAUUCGAACGAUUGGCGUCGAUUUUGCAAGGCAAGGACUCGAACUACGACACAGACGUAUUUACUCCGCUCUUUGCAGCUAUUCAAAAGUCCGCCAACUCGGCGCCGUACACGGGCAAGUUGGGCGAGGAAGACUCGGACAAGAAGGACAUGGCCUACCGUGUUGUAGCGGACCAUGUGCGAACACUGACGAUCGCUAUAACAGACGGUGCGGUGCCGAGCAAUGACGGCCGUGGAUACGUGCUGCGUCGUAUUUUACGUCGUGCAGUGCGUUACGGCCAGCAAUUCCUGAAUGCGCCGAGUGGUUUUCUCACGGAGCUCGUACCGGUCGUGAUAAAUAUGCUGGGCGAGGCUUACCCGGAGCUUAUUGAGAAGCAGAAAGCGGUAGAGGAGAUCGUUUUAGACGAGGAAAAGUCGUUCGGUCGUACUUUGAACAAAGGCAUUGAGCGUUUUAAAAAGAUUGCGCAAAAUAUCCGUGACGCUCAUGCGGGGUCAGAUAAGGCUCUUGUUGUGCCUGGCGAGGACGCGUUCUUCCUUUACGACUCGAUGGGUUUUCCUAUCGAUCUGACGGAGAUCAUGGCCGAGGAGGAGGGUAUGACGGUGGACAUUAAGGGAUACGAAGAGUGCAUGCGUCUACAGAGUGAGCGCUCCAAGAUGGACCGUAAGAAGGGUGGCAGCAAUGGUACACGUCCGCUUGUCCUAGAGGCCCGCGAGACCAGCACACUUGCUGGUAAGCAUAUUAACCCUACGGAUGACAUGGCCAAGUACGACUGGAACAUCAAGAUGCCAGCUAAGGUAUUGGCUAUCUUUACGACAACGGAGUCCAGCUCGAACUUUGUGGAGGAGGUCAAUGCUGGUGAUUUUGAGCGUGUAGGUGUUAUUCUGGACAAGACUUCGUUCUACGCUCAGGCUGGUGGCCAGAUUUAUGACACUGGUGUAGUUGACGGCGCGAACUUUAAGUUGGACGUGGACUCAGUAGAGUCGUACGCUGGAUACGUGAUGCAUAUGGGGCCCAUCGCUUCUGGAUCGAUCAAGGUUGGUGACUCCGUGGAGUGCCAGGUGGACUAUAUCCGCCGUGGUAAGGUGGCUCCCAACCACACCAUGACGCACGUGCUCAACUUUGCGCUGCGCAAGGUGCUAGGUACGACUGUGGAUCAACGUGGGUCGCUUGUGGACGAAUCGCGUCUGCGUUUCGAUUUCACGAACAACAAGGCGCUGAAGGUCGAUCAGCUGGCAGAUGUGGAGGCUAUUUGCGACAACGUCAUCAAGCAGCAGCUGGAUGUGUACACGCAAGAUUCCGCACAGGCUGAAGCCAAGCGCAUCCAGGGCCUGCGUGCCGUGUUUGGUGAGACGUACCCGGACUUUGUCCGCGUUGUUUCGAUUGGGCAUCCGAUCGCUCCUAUGCUCGAGGACCCUGAGAAUAGCGAUUGGAGCAAUUACUCUGUAGAGUUCUGCGGUGGUACCCAUUUGAAGAAUACAAAGGAGGCUAAGAAGUUCAUUCUGUACGAGGAGGGUGCCAUUGCGAAGGGCAUUCGUCGUGUGUCAGCCUACACAUGCGACCUCGCCAUUGAUGCUGAGAAGCGCGGUAUGGAACUGCAGGCUGAGCUCAAUGCUAUUGACAAGCUGGACGGUAUCGAGUUCGUGGAGCACGUGUCUUCUUUCAAGCCUGUGUUGGACCAGGCUUUGAUUUCGCUACCGCUAAAGAAUAAGCUUCGAAAGCAGGUAGACGGUCUCGUGAACCGCGUUAAGAAGAUCAAGAGGGAAGCUGCAGUUGCUCGUGCUGCAAACGGUGUCCGUGACGCUACUGCUGAGGCCGUGAAGGCUAAGGCGGCUGGCCAGGAGAUCGUUGUUGUGAAGUUCGACGUCGGUACGGACUCGAAACUUGGCCGUGAGAUGCUGGAGGCUAUGAGCACAAUUAUUCCGACGGGCAGCUUCAUGAUCUUUAGUACGGACUCGGACGCGAACAAGACAGCAGCUUUUACGCAGGUGAGCCAGCAGCACAUUGACUCAAAGCAACUCGACGCACGUAAAUGGGUGAACCACGCCAUGGUUGUGAUGAAUGGAAAGGGUGGUGGCAAGGACGAUCGAAAUGCUACAGGGCAGGCCAAGACUAUGGAAAAGGUGGACGAGGCUAUGAAACUUGCCAAGACUUUCAUUGAGUAA
Molecule: messenger RNA, 3000 nt
Organism: Peronospora belbahrii
Lineage: Eukaryota; Oomycota; Peronosporomycetes; Peronosporales; Peronosporaceae
Source: the annotation of a GenBank genome assembly